Plasmodium adleri (nom. inval.) is the source of this 1191-nucleotide messenger RNA. Its product is annotated as secreted acid phosphatase. NCBI's taxonomy places the organism in Eukaryota, Apicomplexa, Aconoidasida, Haemosporida, Plasmodiidae. Gene Ontology annotation, molecular function: acid phosphatase activity; ferrous iron binding; ferric iron binding. Bases 1 to 1191 code for a protein of 396 amino acids. The transcript has a single exon. The record is from RefSeq and is a predicted model, not a curated record.
AUGAAUAAUUGUAAAACCACGUUCAAUAUAUUUUUUUUUGUCUUGUUCUUUAUAACCAUUUAUGAAAUAAAAUGUCAACUACGCUUUGCGUCUUUGGGUGAUUGGGGUAAGGAUACAAAAGGUCAGAUAUUGAAUGCAAAGUAUUUUAAGCAAUAUAUAAAGAAUGAAAGAGUAACAUUUAUAGUUAGUCCAGGAUCUAAUUUCAUUGAUGGAGUUAAAGGUUUAAAUGAUCCAGCAUGGAAAAAUUUAUAUGAAGAUGUUUAUUCAGAAGAGAAAGGAGAUAUGUACAUGCCAUUUUUUACAGUAUUAGGUACAAGAGAUUGGACAGGAAAUUAUAAUGCUCAAUUAUUAAAAGGUCAAGGUAUAUAUAUAGAAAAGAAUGGUGAAACAUCUAUUGAAAAAGAUGCAGAUGCUACUAAUUAUCCAAAAUGGAUUAUGCCAAAUUAUUGGUAUCAUUAUUUUACACAUUUUACAGUAUCAAGUGGACCUUCAAUAGUUAAGACUGGACAUAAAGAUUUAGCUGCUGCAUUUAUUUUUAUUGAUACAUGGGUUUUAUCAUCUAAUUUCCCAUAUAAGAAAAUUCAUGAAAAAGCUUGGAAUGAUUUAAAAUCUCAAUUAUCUGUUGCGAAAAAAAUUGCUGAUUUUAUAAUAGUUGUUGGAGAUCAACCUAUUUAUUCAUCUGGUUAUUCUAGAGGUAAUUCCUAUUUAGCUUAUUAUUUAUUACCUUUAUUAAAAGAAGCACAAGUAGACUUAUAUAUAUCUGGACAUGAUAAUAAUAUGGAAGUCAUUGAAGAUAAUGAUAUGGCUCAUGUUACAUGUGGAUCUGGUUCUAUGUCUCAAGGAAAAUCAGGCAUGAAAAAUUCAAAAUCACUCUUCUUUAGUAGUGAUAUCGGUUUUUGCGUACAUGAGUUAUCAAAUAAUGGUAUAGUCACAAAAUUUAUCAGUAGUAAAAAAGGAGAAGUUAUAUAUACACACAAACUUAAUAUCAAGAAAAAAAAAUCAUUAGAUAAAGUUAAUGCCUUACAACACUUUGCUGCAUUACCCAAAGUCGAAUUCACAGAUGUCCCUUCAAGUGGACCCAUGGGAAAUAAAGAUACCUUUGUUAGAGUUGUAGGAACCAUUGGUAUUCUUAUAGGCUCCUUAAUUGUUUUUAUUGGUGCAUCCUCUUUUUUAUCAAAAAAUAUGAAAUAA